Messenger RNA from Alexandromys fortis (reed vole), 6452 nucleotides. RefSeq names its product spermatogenesis associated 46 (gene Spata46). The record is from RefSeq and is a predicted model, not a curated record. Gene Ontology annotation, cellular component: nuclear membrane. NCBI's taxonomy places the organism in Eukaryota, Metazoa, Chordata, Mammalia, Rodentia, Cricetidae. The transcript is spliced from 2 exons. Gene Ontology annotation, biological process: fertilization.
AAGAAAGAGAGACAUGUAAGCCGAGAGGAGGGGGACUCUGGUCUCUGUUACUCAGCUUUCCUUCUUUUAUAAUACACUCAACAUUUAUCAACUCACAGAAGUUUGGAAGUUUCCCAUAAAGAUGCCUUUAAACUUCCCAGGGUAGUUUCUUGUGAUAGGACAUGAGACCAGUUGUUCCCCACCCUGGUCAAUCAGUAACUUGACUCCAGCCAGAAAAAGUCAAGCAUAUUCCUUAAAACCAGCUUCCAUGACUCAUGGUUUGACCUCUUUGGCCUCAGGGUCGCCAGACCCUUUGAAGCAGAGAGAAAAUGAAGAUGAGACGUGAAAGGCGACCGGUUUGCACUGAGGCGAGCACAUAUGCUGCUCUCUCUCCUCGGGCACUGGGCGCGGGUUCUCUGUCGGGAGCUGCCUACUGUGUGUGUCACAUUGUCUCCAUGGAAUAUGGGCCAACAGCUCCCAAGGUCUCCUGGGGUGAAACUUGGGAGAGUAGGUAAACUUGUAGACACAGAGAUCAGGCAGCCAAUCGGGGCCUUGCUUCCAGUAAAGGACAAAUGUCCCCAUGAAAACCAACUAAAGAAGUUCAUUAGACUACGGAGAGGCUCAGAGUAGUAAUGGAGGGCCUGGUAUCACGAUACGAGCUAUUGAUUGGCUGGGAUCAGAACUCAGGUCUUCUAAGCCUGAGUCUUGGGCUCCAUCCUCUACUUGGGUCAUAGAAUGGCUAUGGAAGAUGUUCCUCUUGGGACCUCUGAAUGGCUUAACAGUUGGCUUGAGGGUUAGUUUACUGGGCGGUAAACACUCCCAAGGCUGAGGCCACACAUCAUGUAUCUUUGCAUUUAUAUCCUCAACACCAAGUGUGGGUCUGGUACACAGCAGGUAUUCAGUGAGUAUCUCGAAUGAACUGCCCCAAUCUACUUGGCCAGUAAAGCAUGAGGAAGGGCAAGAGGGCAGCAGCCCUGAGGUCUGUUGUGGAGACAGUUAGAGCUCCAGGCUCUCCUGUGCUGCUCACACACUGGGUGCUGUCUAAUUUUAUGUCAAUUCGACACAGGCUAGAGCCAUCAGAGAGGAGGGAGCCAGCCUCAACUAAGAAAAUGUCUCCAUAAGGUGACACCCUAAGCAAGCCUGUAAUUCGUGACUGAUGGAGGAGGGCCCAGCUCAUUGUGGCUGAUGCCAUCCCUGAGCUGGUGGUCCUGGGCUCUCUAAGAAAAGCAGGCUGAGCAAGCCACAGGGAUCAACAUAGUCAGCAGCAUCCCUCCACGGCCUCUGUAUCAGUUCCUGCUUCCAGGUUCCUGCCCUGUUUGAGCUCCUGUUCUGACUUCCUUCAGUGAUGGUCUAUGGAUGUGAAAAUGUAAGCUAAAUAAACCCUUUCCUCCCCAGCUCGCCUUUGGUCAUGGUGUUUCAUCACAGCAAUAGUAACCCCAGGAUGCGGUGACUCCUAGGCAUUCGUGUAGGUCAUUAAAGGCGCCAGACUUGAAGCCUCAGUUAUCCGUGACCAUUGUUAUAGUUUUAUUGUCUAUCUGGAUGAAGAGAGGUUGCAUGUGGUCCCUGGACUGUCAUUGCCAAUAGUUCUGCUAAUGGUCUAUCUCAGUAAAGCUUUCCUACGAUUGCCUGAGGAUACGCCUUCAUGUUCUGUCUCAUUUGUCCUGAAUUGCUGCGUUCCAGACUAGGGGGAAUGCUUCGCUUUCUGUGAUUUGAGUUGACAGAUCCCCCAUUGGAUCAGUCACCUAGAUAACUUGUAUUUCAAGGGUCCCUGGGUAACAGGGCAAGUGCCAUGGGAAGAAGAGUGGAGUUCUCACCCAUGGGUGACUUCCAUGGUCUUUACCUCUGAGUAGCCUUGACCCAUGGACACAUUUUCUCUUGGAAUAUGGGCUGGCAGGUCCUCAGGGCUCCUAGGAUGGAAUUACCGUGGGAAUUUGGGACAAGUCCCCAGCUGUUUGGACUCCAGAUGUGCACCCAGUACACUGACACAGCUCUCAGCCUACCCCACAGCUGCUCCUGACCAUUCUCUUAAGAGUGUAUCUUACCAUAUCAUAUACUUUGGCCUAAUUUGCCUAUCAUGACUUAAAUCCUUUCGUUUUAUUUACUCAGGCACUCCACAAGCUGGCCAAGGUUAUUUGGAAACUAAUUUCACUAUCCCUCUCCCCUGCCCCCAUCCAGAAAAUGCAAAGAACAGAAAGGAAUUGUAUGCAAUGUUCUAUAGGUGUGUAAUAGGAACAGCAAGUUCUUCACUGUUUCCUGGACCUUCUAUUUCUCUGGUGGUUUCUAUAUAUUAUUAGAGCAAACACACUCAGUUUUUAAGGUGGAAACCCUAAAACUGCCUAUCAAUGUGAUUUGUAAAUCAGGAGAGCUUUUGAAGCACACCUUUAACUAACAACUUAGAUGAUGCCUCAUCUGGAUUUUCUGUACUUCUCUGUGAAGAUUCUAAACUCAGGAAUUUAAAGUGGAUCUAUUAUAUGAUUUCUUUAUCAUUACCUCAGUUUUCCUAGAAAAUACACCUGGUCUAUCGAACAGAAUGGGAAUGCCCUCGAAAGGGGCUAUAGGAUCUUAGAGUAUUUUCAUUAUCCACAGGUCUUGCAUAACAACAAGCAUUUAAUAAAUUAGUUUAAUUGAAUUUGACUUUUAUGUGAAUUAUGAAAAAAGAAAACCCACAUUUCAAUGAUGGGCUGAUAAUAGAAGCAGUCGCUCAGGCUGGCUCCAGACUUGGGGAGAGACUCAGGAAGCACUCAAGCCCUCGCUGUGGCGGUGGCUACAAGCACUUGUGAGCACAGGCUAGGGAACAUUGUCUUCUCUGUCUAGCUGGCCUCUGUCGUCCCUACUGUGGGCCCCUUUCCUGCUAAUGGCCUUCUCGCACUCUGUCCCUUCAGCCCCAGUCUUGGUGACUGAGAAUAUUGACAACGGAUGGCAGAUGACUGGAUCCAGCAGGGAGCCCCCCCCAGUCACACCCCAUUACAUGCACAUAUUCAAGCAGGGGUGGGGUAUUUGGGAAAAUACAUCAUCCAUAAGGAGGAGGGGAUCUUACCUGUCCGAGAAAAGGGCUCGAAAGGCAGGUGGGGAACAAAUGAGAAAAAGACACAUUUAUGUAGUGACCAACCACUGUGAGAGAGGUAGCUCCUGUUUGAGCCAUCAGCAACAACACAGGAACAAGGCUGUGCCACAAACCUUUUUAGCAAACCAUGGAAAGUCCAAGUUCCCACAGACUCUCCAGUAGCUAAAUCAAAACAGGGCCGUGUUUUCAAAACAACGAAAAGACACUACUACAGCCUUCCCAACUUCCCUCCCGACAUAUUGGGCCGCUUUACAAGAAUUCUAUGUACCUAGUUUGCACUUGAACCCUGCGCAGAAAACUCACAUCCAUGCGCCUUUCACAUGUAAACUGCUACAUUGUAGCCAGGAAGACAUCCAUUCACACACUCUCACUCAGUCUAAAGAAACAGUACAGAAAAGCCAAGUGGCAGAGGCUGCCCACCACAGAGGCAGCUGAUGGAAAAGGGGAUUCAAAAUCAUGUAACCUGACCCCAAGACCCGAGCUUUCCCUUACACCAAGGUGACCCAAAAGACAUGGUCAACAACCUUAGAGCCACCAAAAUAUUAAAGUUCAGUAUACACUGCCAACAUUCUAGCAGUCUUAGCCAACCAUGGGGAGGUUCCCUCAUUCCUUCAAAUGUUCAGGUAGCUGGGAGUAAAUGCUCAGACAGCCUCUACAAGAUGGUCAUGGUUGGGAGUUUAGGAUGGGACUGUCUUUCUCAGACAGUGUGUAAAAAUUGCCAUUUACACCCAAAGCACUUCUGGGUAGCUAAAUUGAUGGACUUCAAUGAUCGAGAAUGGGGCACCCGAAUCUUCUCUUCCAAAGGUCACAAUCAUCUUUUACUCUUAUUCUAGGUCCUACAAAGGCACCAAGAUGUUAUAUAGGAAAGGAAGGCAGAGAGCUAGAGCGGCCCCAGAGCCCACAGUCUCAUCAGCACACUGCCUCAUAAUGAGGGAAGUAGGAUGGAGGAAGCCACUUGUCUAAAAGAGCACAGCAGUUAGAAAGAAUAUCUGAUCCCUAACCUUAGGAAAUAUAAGUUGAAGUGUUUAGGUAUAAAAGGAUAUAGCGUAACUUACCUCCAAAUAGUUCAAAUAAACAAAGCAUAUUAAGGACUGGGAAUGUUGUUCAGUGGUAGAGUGCUUACUCAGCAAAUACAAAGCGUUGAGUUCCAUUCCCAAUCACAAACACACACACAUGCAUACACUUCCACAUGCAUGCACACACGCAUACGUGCAUGUGUAUACACACAAAUUAUGACUGGAAGAGGAACUGAUAACACAAAUGGGAUAAAACGUUAAAACAGGAAAAUCUACCUACACAGUACAUGGAUGUUUUUGUACUAAUUUUAAGUUUUGCAAACUUUAGAAAUUAAAAUUAUUUCCCAAAUGUGUAUCAAAAAGCAUGCUCUAAACAACACAACCAAUAGAACAAGACAACAAAAAUACCUAGUAGAGGGAGAGGCUAGGAAAAUAAGAGAGAAGGAAAGCAAGGUGGUCACUCCCAGAGGACAGAGGGUCCCAGAUAUGGGAACACAUGGGGAUGUUAACACCGAAACGGGGACACGCAUAAAGAAAAUAGGGGACAAACGACACCACCGCCAUGGCUCUACAAUAGUCUUCUUUCUGGCUGGGCUCUCUCAGCCAAGAUGGGCCACUGAGGAAUGACAAAAACAAACAAAACGAACAAAAAGCCACCACCACCACCAACAACAAUGAAGACAGAAAAAUAAAGGAAGAGAAGGAAGGUAGGAAGGAAGGAAGGAAGGAAGGAAGAAAGAAAGAAAGAAAGAAAGAAAGAAAGAAAGAAAGAAAGCUAGAUUCCGGCUAAUAGCCCCCACCUGAAGUAUGGCCGGCAGAGACUUCCUUCCAUCUGUGGAUACCUGUUCACUCCAUCGAGAGUUUCUUUUGCUAUCAGUGGUUUUUUAAUUUCAUGCGGUUCCAUCCUGGGGCUAUUUCCUGAGUCCCUGGAGUUCUGCUUAGAAAGCUCUUGAUGAUAGCUAUAAUCUUGAAUAAUUCCUCUAGCAAUUCCAGCAUUUCUGGGUUGUAAUUGUCUCUGUUCUACUCUGAAGUCACCUUUGCAUGGGAGGAAGGACCUCAGGUCUGACUGUAUUCUUUCGCAGACAGAUGCAGUUUCGCUAGAACCAUUUGUCUUUUCCCCAUUGCACGCUUUUGACACCUUUGUAAAAAAUGAGGUGGCUACAGCUUUGCCAGUUUAUUUCUAGGUCCCCUGUUUUAUUAGUCUAGCACCUGUGGAAAUUAUAAUAUUAAACAAGGCGAACCAACUCAGAAAGAUUAAAAGCUGGACAUCUUUUUUUAGGUGCGGAUUCUAGUUUGCGUUGUAUAUAGAUGGGUGUCAGGGUGGUUAGGGUCCAAAAAAAAAAAACAAACUAGAAAAAGAAACCCAGAAAUAAUAAAAAGAGAUGCCAAGGAAAGUGGAAAAGAACAUAAGUGCACAUGGAUGUGAAAACAGGAAGGAUGCUGGGAAAGCUGUGGGGGUUGGGUGGUUAGAGGGGGCAGAGAAGGGAGAAGAAUCUACUAAAACACAACUUUGUUCAAAAAUUCUAUAAUGAUAGCUAAUCUUUGUAUAACGAUUAAAAAUUUUAAGUUAUGAAGAAACAAGAAAACAAAAAAAAAAUAGCUAUGUUUUUAAAAGGCCAAAGUCUUGCAUCCAAGAACACUACAUCCAUCUUUUAAACUCGUAAUGGAAUCGCGGGACCUUGUGAUGUCAGCUUCAUUCAGAAUGUUUACUGCCUAGACAAUCUGGCUAGCUUCUCGGGAGCAUCUGUGUGACCGCCAUACCUCUUGGUAGUCAGAACAUGGAGAGCUUCUCACUUCUCAGCAUUUCUAAACCGCAAAUCUCUUCCUCUGCCCUGAGUGCUUUUCCUGAUAUCAUGUCCUCACUUGCCACCAGCUUGCCAGACUUGAGGGACAGCCAGAAUGGGGAGCAGCUGAGGCGAAACUGCACCAUCUACCGGCCCUGGUUUUCUCCUUACAGCUACUUCGUAUGCACAGAUAAAGAGAGCCACCUGGAGGCCUAUGGGUUCCCAGAGGUGGACUGGGAAGAGGGCAGAGGGGACAACUGCUUUAUUGAGGAUGUGACUGAGAGUGUCUGCUCAUCUUCCUCCUCCCAAGAGAACACAUUCCCCAGGGAGGCCAACAGGAAAUUCAUGCAUGGGUUGGAGUCUAUUACAUCCCAGGAUAUUCUAAUGGCUUCUAAGUGGCACCCGGCCCAACAGAAUGGCUACAAGUGUGCGGCCUGCUGCCGCAUGUACCCCACUUUGCACUCCCUCAAGAGCCACAUCAAGGGGGGCUUUAAGGAGGGCUUCAGCUGCAAGGUGUACUACCGCAAGCUUAAAGCUCUCUGGGGCAAGGAGCAGAAGGCCCGGCCAGGAGACAGGCUCUCCUUGGGUAGUUGCUAGGCCUUCCAGUAG